Messenger RNA from Neoarthrinium moseri, 1290 nucleotides. RefSeq lists its product as uncharacterized. Lineage: Eukaryota; Fungi; Ascomycota; Sordariomycetes; Amphisphaeriales; Apiosporaceae. Bases 1 to 1290 code for a protein of 429 amino acids. The record is from RefSeq and is a predicted model, not a curated record. The transcript has a single exon.
AUGGCUUCUGAGGAUCAUGAAACAGAGCACUCAGAACACGAAGUUCACGAUGAGGAAGCACCAUGGGACCUCGCAGAUUAUGGUGCAUAUCAUCAAUAUCACGAUGAUGCGGUGGGGCUCACCAUUGAAGUUGAUCCGCUGAAACCUACGAGAGUUGUAGACAUUAUCCCGCAGGUUCUCCUUUUGUUAAGGUUGAAGAAGACAUGCGUUGGAGGAGAUCACCAGCCACUGAACGAGAUUUACUUCAGACCGAGAGACUUGUCUCAAAUAGCCAUGGGACAUCCCUACGAUUUUCCGUACAACCGCUGGGAGAAUGGCUCGAUGACCUUGAAACCGGUGAAAUGGACCGAGUCGCCGGGUACACUGUGCUCAUCAUUAUCGGCAUUGACAAUUCACCUGCAAAACGCCAAACUGGCAAGAAACUCUAGGUCCAACCUGCUCGACCUUCCGGUUGAGUUGGUCGAGAGGAUCCUCGACUAUGCCAUCCCGCCUUACAGCUUGCGCGCCGAUAUCGUACGAAACAUCGCAUACGCCCGCUCGGUCGACACAACUCACUUGAUCAUAUACGGCCCUCGCAGCUGGAAGCAAUUGCCUUUGCUUAACGUCUGCCAGGGCUUUCGUGUACUGCUCAGUCGAGCCUAUGGCACCCCACGACCAGACUCAUUCCCUUUCGACUACCGCAAAGAUAGCAUCCUGAUUGUGGGGCAGCACCUCAACUUCUUUGGCCUACCUGAAGCGGAAGACGGGCUUGACUACAGCAGAUAUGUUGACAUCAACGACUUAAGCAGUCCGGAUCAUUGGAUGUUGAAUGAUGGGAUUAUCUACACCCCUCAUCAGCGGUCUAGGACCUCGCCGACUUCUCACCUUGUUCGGUUGGGACCAGCCUUCGCGAGAAAAGUACAGAAUAUCGAGUUCGCACUGGACUCCGGCACGAUUCACACGAAGCGGGAUUGGCAGGCCGUCUGGCGCUUCCUUGCGAACACCUUCACUGAGGCGAGGAUCAUCGAACUGCAAUUCUGUGAGCUCGACGAAUGUGGCGGGGCAGGCCGUGGUUGGAAGAGUCGUCAUGAUCAUUACAUGGCACAUGACCUGUGGGCGCUUAGUGGUCUCAAAGAGGCGAUUGAUAGGAUUGGACGAGGAUCAUCUUUCCCAAAGCUCAAAGGCUUGGAUGUGGUUAAAGUCGCGGUGAAUUGCACAUAUGCAUGGAUGCAAGAAUUUCAUCGCAUGUCCGUUAGCGAGUGGUUUUUUGAGCAAGGAAGAAACAAGAUACCUCGCCUUCUGCGAGGUUAA